Molecule: messenger RNA, 1665 nt
Organism: Ananas comosus (pineapple)
Lineage: Eukaryota; Viridiplantae; Streptophyta; Magnoliopsida; Poales; Bromeliaceae
Product: polyadenylate-binding protein RBP47-like
Exons: 6
Coding region: 98-1321 (407 amino acids)
Cellular component (GO): cytosol
Molecular function (GO): mRNA binding
Source: RefSeq, a predicted model, not a curated record
AUCUCCUCGCGAGCGCUCUCUUACGCUCUCUCUCUCGACCUCGUCUCUUCUCCUUCAUUGGCGGCGGCGAAUCCCUCCGCCGCACCGGAACCCUAAGAUGCAGCACACGGCAGCGAAGGUCGGCGGCGGCGGCGGUGAGCCCCGGCAACGUCCGCAGUGGGCGGCGGCCCCGUAUUCGCCGGCGCCGGCGAUGGCGAUGCCGCACCAGAUGAUAGCGGCGCCACCGCCGCAGUUCCCGCAGCAUUUUGUGCCGUUCCGCCACCCGCCGCCGCCGCCGCCGUCGCCGUCGCCGCAGCGCUACCAGGGGGCGGCGGCGGCGGCUGCGCCGGGUGGCGGGGAGGAGAAUAGGGCCAUCUGGGUGGGCGAUCUCCAUUACUGGAUGGAUGAGAACUACCUACAUAGCUGUUUCGCCCACACCGGCGAGGUGAUAUCCAUCAAGGUUAUUCGCAAUAAGCAAACUGGAAUGUCAGAGGGAUAUGGCUUUGUAGAGUUCUAUACACAUGAAGCAGCUGAAAAAGCACUCCAAAGCUUUGCUGGUCAUAUAAUGCCUAACACUGAUCAGCCUUUUAGGCUGAACUGGGCAUCCUUCAGCAUGGGAGAUAGGCGCUCUAAUAUUGCUUCUGAUCACUCCAUUUUUGUGGGGGAUUUAGCUUCCGAUGUCACUGAUGAAACACUGCAGGAAGUUUUUGCUAGCAAGUAUCCAUCAGUGAAAGGUGCAAAAGUUGUCAUGGAUGCAAACACAGGGCGUUCAAAGGGUUACGGUUUUGUUAGGUUUGGAAACGCUGAUGAGAAGGCACUAGCGAUGAAUGAAAUGAAUGGUGUAUAUUGCUCUAGUAGGCCUAUGCGGAUCGGUCCUGCGACCCCCAGAAAGUUUUCAGGUGGUUCUGCACCCAAUGGUGCGUCAGCACAAUCUGAUGGAGAUUCAACAAACACAACAGUAUUUGUUGGAGGGCUCGACCCAAAUGUCAGCGAAGAGGAUCUCAGGGAAGCCUUUUCUCAGUAUGGUGAGGUAGCUUCAAUAAAAAUCCCAGUUGGAAAACAAUGUGGGUUUGUGCACUUUGUUGAGAGAAAGAAUGCGGAAGAAGCAUUACAAGGGCUGAAUGGGAAAGUUAUUGGGAACCAAACGGUUCGUCUUUCAUGGGGUCGUCACCCAUCAAGUAAACAGCCGAGGGCAGAUGCUGGCACUCAGUGGAACGGUAUGUACUACGGAACACCAUUUUACAACGGAUAUGGUUACGCCACACCUCCUAUGCAUCCGAGCAUGUAUCCUGCCGCAUAUGGGGCAUAUUCCAUAUACGGAAGUCAGCAACAGGUGAACUGAAGAGCGCCUUUUCCGAACCGGCUUAAAUGAGCAGCGACAAGUAGAUGGGUAUUAGGUGAGUUAAAUGCAGUAACUAGCUAUUUAUAGUAGAUUAUUUUUAAAACCAGCAUAAGUCUCUGUUUGACUUCUUUAAGUUUUCUGUCAAAUUCUUUAAAAAAUUUUGAUUGGAUUUUGGAAGUAAGCACGGUAAUUGUAAACCUGUUUACGCGUGAGCUUUUAAGUCCAACAUUUGUAACGACGGUCAUUAAUAAUGCUAGCCUACUAGAAUUCAUAUACUAAAGUUAUGAAUGUUAAAUUGUGCUGCAAUGCACAAACAAAUAAAGGCUUGUUUCUGCUAUGGUUAA